AUGAAAAGAUCCGUUCGAGAACCACACAUCAGCAUCUGUGUCUUGUGGACUCUGCUCCAUGUAUCAAGAUCCGAUUCGACACGAAUUGAGAGAAAAGAGCCCGCGGCAGUAAAGUGGAGGUUGCGAACACGCUUUAAUUUUUCUCUUUUGCCGCCUUCACAUGGAUUUCUUCUCGACGUGUUGUUCUUUCCAACAGAGAUACCAACGAUCUUCCGACAACAGAGGGAUGGCUUGAGGAUGGCUUACUCUCAGGCGCAUCGUCUGCCGCUUCCCGCCGAAGCCUCGACCUCUCAGCUCACCGGUCCGGAUAGCUUGUCGUUCAAGGUCGAUCAAGCGCUGCUAAACCCACGAUUCGAAGCAUAUAAACUGGUUCAGGAUGAUCCGACUUGCUCUUCCAUCCGUUCGCAUACUUUGCCUAGCCGACCACCGCGGCUGGUCGAUUUGUAUCAAUCUCGACAUGUCAGACAAGAUGGGAAUCUGACGUUCACCGGUUUGGGAUACAAGGAGACGAAGGAACGAGCUCUGCACCAGGUAUUGGUUCCUGCUGCGGGGACGAGGGAGGGAGACGAUCCGUUCGCUGCGUAUGUUGAUGCAAAUGGGUUCGUGGUGGCGUUGACGUUCGACACGGGCAGAGCUAGGGUGGUAGGACACCCGGUGUAUCGUCUGGAAGCAAGUGGGGAAGCUAUGCCGUCGCUGGCGUCGGUUUCGGCGACGGAAUGGCUGGUUUGCGGUGGAGGCGAUGUGGUGUUGAUAGAGCUGCAAAAGGUCAGUUCGGGGAACGACGCUGGAAGCGUGAGAUGGACCAGUGGUACAGAGACGCGCAGUACAGUCGGUGAGGGAUAUACGAUCAAGGGAUGCAAGCGCGUUGGGAGCAAGAUUCGGGUAUUGCUGCAGCGGUCGAGGAAGGCGGAAGGCAGUGUUGGGAGAGGGGACAUGCAAGGUCUUGGGUAUCAGAAGGGUGCACAGCCAGCAGAGAGAUCAAAUACAGGACGUAUCAGCGGCGGUGGAACCUCCUUUGAGGUGCAGCUGGUCGAGCUAAAUGGCGUCGAGAGUGCAACUGUGGAACUACAGAAUGGAGGGCAAGAGACACGAAGUGCCACGGUGCUGUGGAACGCUCAAGGCGAAGAGCCAUUGAUCAUGGCUAAGCUCGAUGAACAGCAAGUACUGCUGGGCGCAGAAGCAUCUUUCGGGACCAUUUCGGGCAAGUCUACAGCAGCAGCUGAGCUCGAAGAGUCAUCACGAUCGGGUACAUCCGAAGCAGCCACCGAGCCUCGUCCUGCUCUCUCGUCAAGACGACCAGCCCCACACUUCUCAUGGGCGCAAACGAGCGACACCAUCACGCUCGCCUUCGUCUUACCGAACUGGAUCACCACCUCGCACAUUCGUUCUCACUUCUCCCUCUCUGCGCUCAGCCUUUCCUUGACCCAGGAGGCGCUCACCCUUCUCGAUGCACCCACAUCAUCAUUGAGGCUAGUCGAGAUCGGCGCAGAAUUGGGCUCAACUGCUGUAGCUCAGGAUGACGAUCUGACCAGAGCAGCUAAGAUGAUCGCUUCGGGAAGGUACGUUUCGAGGUCUACGUGGGGCGAGAUCGAUCCCACGGGAAGCGUGUGGACAUUGGAGAAGGCGAAAGGGGUGAGCGUGUUGACGCUGCAUUUGGAGAAGAAGCACGAGGGGACGAGGUGGGUGCAGGUGUUUGCCGAUCGGACCGGAAGUCGGAAGAGGAGUCGGUCGCAGAUGCAGUCGAGCUUCCAGCAAGCGAAAAGCACUUUUCAGCACGCCAUCGCUGGUCACACGAUCGACGAGAACGAAGAGGCAGAAGGAAGCGAUGACGGGGAGGACAACGAAGACGAUGUUCCCGAGACGAUGGAUCCGUCCGAACUGCUCAGCAUGCUGGAAGGUAUGGAAAAGUACACGGCGGACGAAGACUCGGCCGCUGGAUUUGGAGUGGAUCGUACUGGCCUCACCAGUUCCUCGGGUGCGGGUUCGAAUGGUGAAACGAGUCUAUCCCUCGACCAACCCAGCCUGCUCAAAGACAAUUUGGAGGAAGAAGACGCCAACGUCGGACGACCCUUCGUGCUCACUAGCAUCUCAAAUCCCAAUGGCUACCAGACAUCUACCGCGAAAGAAAGCUCCACGCUAUUAGCCACACCUCUUCCCAGCUCGGACAACGACGGCUCAGCCUUGGUGAUGAAGCACGAUCUGGACGGAGCCAUCUUCACCUGCUUUUCCGCUGGAUCCUGGAACCACACAUCCAUCAUGCCAGCACUGGCCUUCGUCCUAGCAUCGAAACGUGACGCUCAACGGGUGCACAUCCACCAACGUCGCUCAGGAUACGUCGUGCUGGCAUUCGAAAGUGCACCUCAAGUGACGGGUGGAGAAGGCGGUGGUGGUGCGGGAAACUUGUUCCUGUACUACUCGGCGGAGGAAGGCGAUGCGAAGAAUGCCCCAUCGAGAGUGGUACGUCUUGCCGAUGGGAAGACAGGACAAGACGAGGCGGCAGGGUUGUGCGGAGCACUGUUGGGCGUGUGUGCGGUCAAGCUACCCUGCAGCGGAAAAGAGGGAUGGGAGGAUGUGCUGGUGUGUCUUUGCGAACAACAGGUGUUGUUGCUGCGAGGUGUGCUGUAA
This is a messenger RNA of Pseudozyma hubeiensis SY62, 2625 nucleotides long. RefSeq lists its product as hypothetical. The transcript has a single exon. The record is from RefSeq and is a predicted model, not a curated record. Lineage: Eukaryota; Fungi; Basidiomycota; Ustilaginomycetes; Ustilaginales; Ustilaginaceae. The coding region runs from base 1 to 2625 and encodes 874 amino acids.